ACUCCCCUUGUCCUCUCUCUCUCGCACUUAUAAGCUCUUUAGUUGAUGGUCUCUCAGAUCUAACAGCAAUAAGCCAAUAACAGUCCGACCUCUCUCUCUCUGUCCCUCUGAACUUGAAACGCUGAAUAGCAAAAGAAACGACGUCAUUUCCGACUCAUAAUAAUUGGCAUUAAUGUUGAGAAUGGCGAGCUCCUUCCCGGAGGAGGUGCUGGAGCACGUUUUCUCCUUCAUUCACAGUGAUAAGGACCGGAACGCAAUAUCGUUGGUAUGCAAGUCCUGGUACGAGGUAGAGAGGUGGUGCCGGAGGAGGAUUUUCGUCGGGAACUGUUACGCCGUCAGUCCGCCAAUGGUGAUUAGGAGAUUUCCGGAGCUGAGAUCGGUUGAGCUCAAAGGGAAGCCGCACUUCGCGGACUUCAAUCUCGUCCCGGACGGUUGGGGUGGUUAUGUUUUCCCGUGGAUCGAGGCCAUGGCUAACGCAUACCCUUGGCUGGAGGAGAUCAGGUUGAAGAGAAUGGUGGUUACGGAUGAGACUUUGGAGCUGAUUGCUAAGUCCUUUAAGAAUUUCAAGGUCUUGGUGCUUUCAUCAUGUGAGGGUUUCUCUACUGAUGGACUUGCCGCCAUUGCUGCUAAUUGCAGGAAUCUGAAGGAGCUGGAUUUGCGGGAGAGUGAGGUGGAUGAUCCUAGUGGGCAUUGGUUGAGCCACUUCCCUGACUCUUUCGCAUCACUAGUGUCUCUUAAUAUUUCCUGCUUAGGGUCUGAGGUGAGUUUCUCAGCCCUGGAGCGCCUGGUGGGUCGGUGCCCCAAUUUGAGUACUCUACGGCUCAAUCGUGCUGUACCCCUCGACAAGCUUGCUAAUAUCCUUCGCAGGGCGCCCCAGCUGGUUGAGUUGGGCACGGGUGCUUACUCAGCUGAGCUGCGGCCGGAUGUCUUCUCAAGCCUAGCCGGGGCUUUUUCUGGGUGCAAGGAACUGAGAAGUUUAUCUGGAUUUUGGGAUGCGGUCCCAGGUUAUCUUCCAGCAAUUUAUCCUAUCUGCUCUAGCGUAACAUCAUUGAACUUGAGCUAUGCCACUGUCCAAAGCCCUGAUCUUAUUAAGCUUGUUAGUCAGUGUCAAAGUUUGCAGCGCCUAUGGGUUCUAGAUUACAUUGAGGAUGUUGGACUUGAAGCUCUUGCAUCAUUUUGCAAGGACCUGCGAGAAUUGAGGGUAUUCCCAUCUGAUCCAUUUGCCUUGGAACCAAAUGUAUCCUUGACAGAACAGGGCCUUGUCUCUGUUUCUGCUGGCUGCCCUAAGCUCCACUCUGUUUUGUACUUUUGCCGUCAAAUGACUAAUGAUGCAUUGGUAACAAUUGCCAAGAACCGUCCUAACAUGACUCGCUUUCGUCUUUGUAUUAUUGAACCAAGAACCCCUGAUUACAUAACCCUUCAGCCGUUAGAUGAUGGUUUUGGAGCUAUUGUUGAACACUGCAAGGACCUCCAGCGCCUUUCCUUGUCAGGUCUUCUCACUGAUCAUGUGUUUGAGUAUAUUGGAACCCAUGCCAAAAAGCUAGAGAUGCUAUCUGUAGCUUUUGCUGGAGAUAGUGAUCUGGGACUCCAUCAUGUACUGUCUGGGUGUGAAAACCUUCGCAAACUAGAGAUUCGAGAUUGCCCCUUUGGGGACAAGGCUCUUUUGGUCAAUGCUGCAAAGCUGGAGACAAUGCGAUCCCUUUGGAUGUCUUCUUGCUCAGUGAGUUUUGGAGCAUGUAAGCUGCUAGGUCAGAAGAUGCCUAGGCUUAAUGUUGAAGUUAUUGAUGAGAGGGGACCUCCAGAUUCAAGGCCAGAAAGUUGUCCUGUUGAGAAGCUUUACAUUUAUAGGACUAUUGCUGGGCCUCGAUUCGACAUGCCUGGUUUUGUUUGGACGAUGGAUGAAGAUUCUGCAUUGAGGCUUUCUUGACAGAUCUCUAAUCUCUUCCACUUCACCAUGCUUCUUGCCUGUGUUGAAUAUAUACAACAGGUACAUGCUCCAAAUGCUUCUCAUUGUUGCACAUUUAAUUUUCUUGUAGCUUGAUAUAAUUGCAGCCUGAUUGGUCUGGAAAUGAGGAAAUGGAGGGGGUAUACUGAGGCGUGAGAGCUCAAUUGUCAUCCCAUUUUAAACUUUGGCCGAGCUAUUGGUUACCAGUUGAUGAUUAAUAAAGAGAUGGACGCUUGUAUUGUUGUAGUAUGUAAUCAGAUUUAUUUAAUUCAAGAUAGUUGCUAUGCAUAUCUGCAGACUGGAAUGCUAAUUAAUGUGUUUAAUUUUACGAUUUUGGGAUUAAAAAAAAAAAUUUCUGGACUCAAUUAUGACUCUUUCAGACUCUGAGAGGAAUAAAGCUCAAUUCAUGUGCACAUAUGAAGUGAUAUUACUUGCAAUGUUUGAGGCAUUUUGAAUUAUUACCACUGCUAUUUUAUCAUCAUUGGAAGAUUUUAUUCUCUGCCCCUAAAAUGUAUUUAUUUAUUUUAUCUUUUCAAAAAAUAAAGUACAGAGACUGGCUCAGCUCUGAAUUUACAAAGUGAGGUUAUGACUUUAUAUGCUAUCAUGCAGUUCUCUUUGGUAAGGUCAUAGUCGUAAUUAUUUAUCUGAUAAGGCAUAUGCCAGACUCCAGGUCUUUAAUCAUGAAUAGAGGACAAUGCUUUGCUUCUGAAAAUCAAAAUUUCUGUGCCGGCAGGUGAAAUCUAGGUUUAUAGGUUAGUUUGAGACAGGUUCCUUGUUGUUUUGAAGGGCAAACAUAUUGCACGUUAAAGAAGCUAUGUCUUGGGAUGGGCAGAACCCCAUUCACAUUAAUAUGUUCUCUUGUAGGAUGUGGGGAUCUGUUAUCUAGGCGAAGCUUGGUUAUGUUUUUGUACAAGUGUGUUCUUGUGUUUCUCUUGGAUUUUUUAACUAAACUGUUGGGAAGUGGGAUUUAAUAAAAUUUCCAAGAGUGAGGAUCGAGGUUGUGCUUCCUUUCUUAUAUGCGGUUGAUUUGUAAAUUGGGAUGAGCAGUUGUGAUCAGGAACAGAAUUUUCUUCCCCUCGAAAGGGUAGUUGUUCAUUGAAAUACAGAGAAAAUACAAGGCCUUAGGCCCAGAAAUAAAAUAAAGAGAUAGCCCACCGAGUCAUAAAUAAUAAAGGCCCAAAGCCCCAAAAGAAUCUUAAUUUAGAUGGAUCCUCCGAUCUGCAAAGGAUAUUUCCAUACACCAAGCAUCCAAGUUCUUUAUCCAGAUCGCCCAAACUCAGAUAACCCUCCUUCUUUAAAGUUUGCAAAAAGGUGUAGAGAGCUCUAUUUGCUGAUAUGUUGUUCUUAGAUGUUUCAUGCAUGCUUUGAGAUCUCCUCAUCCAUCUCUAGAAGUCGGAUCAUCAACGGUCAUGUGCUUCUCUUCAGUAGGGUGCUGCUGCUAUGGUGCGGUUUCCGGAAUAAGAACAAGCAAAAUGAAGAGAAUUUCCUCCCUCUAAAAAUUUAAGGAGAGAUUUUUGUCUGAUAUCAAAGCUAAAAAGAAAAAUUUUGUGUGCACUAAGAUAAUGGGCACAUCUAAUUUUCACUCCCAAUUCUCAAUUAAUAAAAUUUUCAUUUGUGUCUCUUAAAUUUAAUUUGUUACAAUAAAUUGGCUUCAUAUCAAUUUUAACCUUAUACUUGUUGAAAAAGUUCAAUUUAAUUAUAUUUAGCUUUUUUUUUUUCAAAUUAGCUCAAAGUUUUAAUUUAAACUCAAUUUAACUCAAAAAUCAAUAAAAUCAAUAUAUUAAGCUUCAUGAUUUUUUAACUAAAUUAAGAAAUUUAGUCCAAAAUAAAGAAUAAAAAUCAAGAAAUUUAGUCUAAAAUUUUGAUUUUUAGUUGAAUUGAAAAUUUUAGAUUAAUAGGGCAUUCAAAGGUUAUCCUUCCCAACAUUUUUAUUGGUUGAUGAUGAGCACACGUUUGAUCCAUUUAUUGUCCAUCAUUCUCUUUCUCAGUUAUUAUUAUUCUCUAAAGCUGAUUUUUUCAAUUAUUUUUUUACAACUUUUUUACUGCCAUGAUGAGGCACAGUAACUGAAUCAAUACAAUUACACAAUUACAUUUACUUAGACAGUAAUAGCUAAAUGGGGACCACAUCUUGUAUGGUGUAAUAAUACUUGUUAAAAAAAAAAACAACCUGAGUGACCCUUUCAUUAAGGGAAUCAAAUCAAUAAUAUGCUCUCAAUCAUUCUGUUACUCUGCACUUCAUCAACAUCUUUUUUUUCCCCCUGUUCUAAUUAUUCAAUUCAGCCGGGUUUUUAAAGGGAGUUAGAGAGAUGGUUUCUUAGUUUUUUGUGAAUUUUUGUUGUCACUUUUAUUUCUAUCCUAUCAGUAGAGUGGCUCUCUCCGCUUUGUCCACAAAUAAAUUUUACACUUUUUAUUUGGAUCAGAUUAUAUAUAUAAUAAUUCGGUGACUUAGUAAUGAGUUAUCGAGAGUAGUAAUAGAACUAUAAUGGGAUAGAUCCAUCUCAAAAGGGUAAAAAAAGAGUUCAAACAUAGUUAAUGAAUAAAAUUAGUUUAUGCGAAAAUUUAAAAUAAAAAAAAGAAGACAUGACCACAACUGAUUCUCUCAAAAUACACACCAAAUCAAUUUUCUAAAUUGCAUUUAAUGUGAAAUACUCUGGAACACACUAUUUACUAUAAAAAACUCUAAUCGAGAAAACAGACAAAAACAUCAUGGAGAAUACACCUCAAUAAAAAAAAAAUUAAAAAAAAUAUAUAUCCCAACGCAUAAAAAACUUUAUUGAAACCUUUUACGGUUUUAUAUAUAUAUAUAUAUUUAUUUAUUAUUUUUGAAUUUUUGACAAGUUGGUGUUCUUUGUAUAGGAGAUGAUUUCAACAUUGCCUUGAUGGUAUUUGUUUUGCUAUACUCGUUUGUGGCUUUUUAGAUUUUUAUUCCUUCAAUUCAUGUUUCAAGUGGUGGAGAGGGGAGAUGGCUUGCAUGGCUACGACAAUGAAUCUCUUUCCCCUUCUCACUAGUGUUAAUCUUUUGAAGGCAAUUCUAGCAACUCUAACAGUGGCAACAAGAUGUAAUUGUGGAAAUUUUCUUUCACUUGUUAGUUAGUGUCAAGUUUCUUCAUUAUUUCUCAAUCUAGUUGCAUGUAUAGCGAUUGUUUGCUCCCUAUUCUUCAAUCUGAUAGUAAGACUACUAGCUAUUAUUAAGAGAGCUAAACCCUUAUCUAGUUGAUUAGAAGCGGUGGUGGCUGGUCUAUUAAAAUAGCGGUGCCUUUUCAAAAAUUUAACCCAGUCAAGAAAUUGGUAGUUUUGGUUUGAACCUUUAGAUUUAAGACUUCAGUGGAUUGAUUUAAUUUUUGAUCUUAAUGACCCAUGUUAUGUUUUCGUUAGUUCUGCUUUUAGUGGUCCUUGAACUUGUAUGGUUGUAAUGGGUUUCAUCAUAUAAUGAACCUCAACUUUUGAGGAAAAAAACAAAAAAUCAAUUCAACUCUAAAAUGUUUUCAGCUACAUGGGGUUAAAAGAGUAGUCUCAGAUCCCCUUGCAGGCUUAAUUGAGCUACAGAAGAGAAGGCCUUGGCCCAACCUAAGUGUGCAUGUCCAGUCUCCAGCAGCCCCUACUGUUAAGAAGCUUCAAUUCUACGCAGGGGAUUGUCAUCAGCUUUCACCAAGUCAUUGCGUAUUUAAUCGUGGGUUGAUUUUUCCAGACGACCAAACAGAAAGCGAAGUGAUGAGAUUUCAACUGUGGGCUUGACUAAGCCAAGUUAUAAAAUUACAAAACCAUCAUGUUCAUGUGGAACAUUUCGAAGGAAGAAAAAGGAAAUCGAGGAGAAAAGCAAACAAAUAGAGGCGUUACCAGUGAUGGGAAAAUUGGUUUGCUCUGAGGUGAGCGAAGUUGAAGGUGUGGACCUCACCGGACUUUUGAUGGCGCUUGUUAUUGCUCUCGUUCUCAUGGUCAUCUGCAAUCCACCUCCUCGCCGGACUUACGUCAUGCAUCGCCUCGCUUAAUUUAGGUUUUUCUUUAAGUUUUUUUUUUUUUUGUUAAAUUACCCUGUUCCAUCUGAAGUCCUGUGUUCAUGUCAUGUGUAGCCCUGCACUUCUUUCUUCUUCUUCUUCUUCUUGUUUGAGGACGUUGUAUUAUUGCUCUCGCUAUUGAUAAUUAAUCGAUGGUAUUUAUAGAAUUCAGACGUUGUCCA
Molecule: messenger RNA, 6122 nt
Organism: Manihot esculenta (cassava)
Lineage: Eukaryota; Viridiplantae; Streptophyta; Magnoliopsida; Malpighiales; Euphorbiaceae
Product: protein TRANSPORT INHIBITOR RESPONSE 1
Exons: 3
Coding region: 173-1927 (584 amino acids)
Biological process (GO): SCF-dependent proteasomal ubiquitin-dependent protein catabolic process
Cellular component (GO): SCF ubiquitin ligase complex
Molecular function (GO): protein binding
Source: RefSeq, a predicted model, not a curated record